This is a messenger RNA of Colletotrichum chrysophilum, 960 nucleotides long. RefSeq lists its product as uncharacterized. The transcript has a single exon. The record is from RefSeq and is a predicted model, not a curated record. NCBI's taxonomy places the organism in Eukaryota, Fungi, Ascomycota, Sordariomycetes, Glomerellales, Glomerellaceae. The coding region runs from base 1 to 960 and encodes 319 amino acids.
AUGGGUCACGACCCCAGCUCCCAACCUCCGAAUGGAUUCGGUCCUACAGUGCUCCGAAAGGCUCUACUGAAGACUAUUGCGCUGAUCAACGAGCUCAUUGACGAAAUUCCGGAGAGCACAAUCCAGUCGGAGAAUGUGGACACCCGAAGUUUGCUCAACUUUGCCGUUACCGACGGCAAGAGCAUCAUCUGCACUCGAUAUAUAAGCAGUGCAACAGAUGAGGCAGCCAGUCUGUACUACUCAUCAGGCACCGAAUGGGGAACGCGAACCUCGGCUGUUAAUGAUCGAAACUACCAGAUGGAGCGCCGAGACAAAGGUGCCGACAUCGUUCUGGUUGCGAGUGAGCCGUUGACGUUCGAGAGAGGUAUACUUCAGACUACUAGAAGCUCAAAGGAAUCAACUGACAUUGCAGCAGAAAAUUGGGUGAACGUUCCGACCAACUCCAUUCUGACUAUCCACAACCAAACUGUCAUGGUUCAUCCGAUCAUUGACAAGUACUACGACCGAAGCCCAUACCACGUCAGGUCCAGCGCGUUUGUUCAGACGAAGGGUUUGAUUGCGAAUGAGAAGAUUUCGUCUCUUCUUAGCCCAGCCGCGACCCCCCUGCCAACUCCCGAGGCUUCCAAGAAGACUUUGGGACCAAUAAUUCCAUUCGGUGUUUCUCGUAGCCACACACCCGAUCAAUCCUUCGCCGUUAAGUCGAGGCCACCCAGUACACUUCACGAAGUGUCAACACCAGCCGAUUCAAGAUCAAUUGUGACCAUAUCGAGCGGGCAGACCAGCACAUCCCGCCCCCUUGUGCAAGGCAACAUAAAGGUCAAGAGAGCUGCACCAGAAGUACAGCCCAAUAUUGACAGCGACACGGAUUCGUUAGCACCCGACGACCAGAACCACAGCAGGACUGAGUUCGGCCAUCCUAACAAGUUGUCGAGAUUCUUUCCCGAAUUGACUAUGAGCUAA